This is a messenger RNA of Coffea eugenioides, 2986 nucleotides long. Its product is annotated as exocyst complex component SEC15A. The coding region runs from base 233 to 2605 and encodes 790 amino acids. NCBI's taxonomy places the organism in Eukaryota, Viridiplantae, Streptophyta, Magnoliopsida, Gentianales, Rubiaceae. Gene Ontology annotation, cellular component: exocyst; membrane. The transcript has 2 exons. Gene Ontology annotation, biological process: Golgi to plasma membrane transport; exocytosis; intracellular protein transport. The record is from RefSeq and is a predicted model, not a curated record.
ACCCAGAACUAAUGCAUAAAAAUUCUCGAGCCUAUCGUGGAUUUCAUCAAAAGCCCAAAAUAGAGAAGCCAAAGGGCACAGACCUUGACAGCAUCCAAAUUCAAACAAGGCAAAAUCUUGGCAACCCUUUUUCUGUUGGGGGAAGAAAAUUGCAAUUCCAACAACAUUUCUUCUCUUCAAAACAUCAUCAGAGUUGAACGGUUUCCUUAAGUGUUAGUUGUUGACAAGGAAUAUGAGUGCUAAAACAAAGAGGAGGACUGUGACCGAGAAUGGGGACAUGGCAAACGAAGAUAGUGUUCUUGCUACCAUGAUUGGUAAUGGGGAGGAUUUGGGUCCAAUGGUUAGGCUUUCGUUUGAGACGGGGAAGCCUGAAGCCCUUUUGAAUCAGCUAAAGCUUGCUGUGAAGAAGAAGGAAGUUGAAAUCGAGGAGCUCUGCAAGCUUCAUUAUGAGGAGUUCAUUAGCGCGGUGGAUGAACUCCGUGGUGUAUUAGUUGACGCUGAGGAGUUGAAAAGUGAGCUUGCUAGUGACAACUUCAGGUUACAAGAGGUUGGGAGUGCCCUACUUUUGAAAGUUGAAGAGCUUCUUGAAUCUUAUUCAAUUAAGAAAAAUGUUACUGAAGCUAUUAAGAUGUCUAAAAUUUGCGUUCAAGUUUUGGAGCUUUGUGUAAAGUGUAAUGAGCACAUUUCUGAAGCUCGGUUUUACCCUGCUUUGAAAGCGGUUGAUCUGAUUGAGAAGAACUUUUUGCAGCAUGUUCCUGUGAAGGCACUGAAAGCACUGAUAGAGGAGAGGAUUCCACUUAUUAAAUCCCAUAUUGAGAAGAAGGUGUGCACUCAAGUUAAUGAAUGGCUAGUUCUUAUAAGGAGUAGCGCAAAGGAUAUUGGUCAAACUGCAAUUGGACAUGCUGCAUCAGCGCGUCAGAGGGAUGAAGAUAUGCUAUCUCGUCAAAGGAAAGCUGAGGAGCAGAGUUGUUUGGGACUGGGCGAUUUUACCUAUACCUUAGAUGUUGAAGAAAUCAAUGAGGAUUCUGUGUUGAAGUUUGAUCUUACUCCUGUUUAUCGGGCAUAUCACAUUCACAAUUGUCUUGGAAUAGAAGAGCAGUUUCGUGAGUAUUACUAUAAAAACCGGUUAUUACAGCUGAGUUCUGACCUGCAGAUAUCCUCAGCACAGCCGUUUCUUGAAUCACAUCAGACCUUUCUGGCUCAAAUUGCAGGUUAUUUUAUCGUUGAGGAUCGGGUAUUGAGGACGGCAGGUGGCCUGCUGUUACCUAAUCAGCUUGAUACAAUGUGGGAAACAGCUGUGUCUAAAGUGGCUUCUGUCUUGGAGGAACAAUUUUCUCACAUGGAUAUUGCAAGCCACCUUCUCUUAGUCAAGGAUUAUGUGACUCUUCUGGGUGCAACCCUUAGACAAUAUGGCUAUGAUGUUGGCCCCAUCCUUGAGACCCUUAACAGUAGUCGCAGUAAGUACCAUGAGCUUCUUUUAGCAGAGUGCAGGCAACAGAUUACUGAUGUUCUGAUCAAUGAUAGAUAUGACCAGAUGGUAAUGAAAAAGGAGUCAGACUACCAGACAAAUGUUUUACUGUUCCAUCUUCAGACCUCGGAUAUAAUGCCAGCUUUUCCCUACAUUGCUCCAUUUUCUUCUAUGGUACCUGAAUGUUGUCGUAUUGUCAGAACUUUUAUCAAGGACUCUGUCAAUUUCUUGUCUUAUGGGUGCCAAAUGAACUUCUUUGAUUUUGUUAAAGAAUACCUGGAUAAGCUCUUGAUUGAUAUUUUAAAUGAGGUUAUACUUAACACGAUUCAGAGUGGCUCCACUGGUGUUUCUCAAGCAAUGCAGAUUGCUGCAAACAUAGCUGUGCUGGAAAGAGCUUGUGAUUAUUUUCUUCAACAUGCAGCCCAACAAUGUGGGAUUCCUGUCCGAUCUGUUGAAAGGCCUCAAGGUAGUUUAACUGCCAAGAUUGUUCUGAAAACUUCGAGAGAUGCUGCUUAUCUUGCUCUACUUAGUUUAAUAAAUGCCAAGUUAGAUGAGUAUAUGGCACUCACGGAGAAUGUGAACUGGACAGUGGAAGAAGCACCACAACAAGGCAGUGAGUACAUGCAUGAGGUGGUUAUAUACCUUGACACUGUGAUGUCCACUGCUCAGCAAAUUUUACCUCUAGAUGCUUUGUACAAGAUAGGGAGUGGUGCUCUGGAACAUAUUUCUAAUUCUAUCAUGGCAGCCUUUCUUAGUGACAGUGUGAAGAGGUUCAACGUUAAUGCAGUUAUGGUCAUCAAUAAUGAUCUGAAGACGUUGGAAUCUUUUGCAGAUGAGAGGUUUCAUAGUACUGGUUUAUCUGAAAUAUACAAAGAAGGUAGUUUCCGAAGUUGCUUGGUAGAAGCCCGACAGUUAAUAAAUCUUCUCUUAAGCAGUCAGCCUGAGAACUUCAUGAACCCUGUCAUAAGGGAGAAAAAUUAUAAUGCUUUGGACUAUAAAAAGGUUGCUAUUAUCUGCGACAAGUAUAAGGAUUCAGCUGAUGGACUCUUUGGAAGCCUCUCAAAUAGAUCUUCGAAGCAGAGUGCUCGAAAAAAGUCAAUGGAUGUGCUAAAGAAAAGACUUAGGGAUUUUAAUUAGUUAGUUUUAAAAGUCUAUAAAUUGGUAGAGCAGAAAUAUCUGUCAUCAAUAGAUUCUUUCAUUAUCGCUCCUGAUUCGUCACACCCAAAAGAUAAUGGUGUACAUUGAUUUGACUUUUUGCAAAUUUGUCUAAUUAUAUUUUCUUAUAAUCUCUCUCCCUCCCUGUCUAUGUGCGGUGCUAGCGUGUGCCUCAUUAUAACAAAGUGGAAUAGGUGUCUAUGCUACUGUUUAGGGUAGUCUCAAAUUUUUCAGUGGAUGAGAGCAGUUAUGAAGCAAACCAAAGGAUGACAAUGGUUAGUAUUGAACAUAUCCCUAGCGGUUCAAAUAAAUUUCUUGUUCUGACAAUAUUUUGUGAUACUGGUCUCUUGUAAAAGCUAACAA